Messenger RNA from Sesamum indicum (sesame), 4751 nucleotides. RefSeq names its product purine biosynthesis 4 (gene PUR4). Gene Ontology annotation, cellular component: cytoplasm. The record is from RefSeq and is a predicted model, not a curated record. Gene Ontology annotation, molecular function: phosphoribosylformylglycinamidine synthase activity. Gene Ontology annotation, biological process: 'de novo' IMP biosynthetic process. Lineage: Eukaryota; Viridiplantae; Streptophyta; Magnoliopsida; Lamiales; Pedaliaceae.
GAAUUGUUAAACUGAAACCUGGUUGCUAAGUCCUCCUCUGUUGUCUAAGCGCCGCAUGCUCUUUUUGUUUAGGGCUGCCAGAGUGAGUCCCUACGCCAACGUCGCCAACUCGUGCGGCGGGAAUCCUUACACCACCGUUAUCCAGGCUGAAGUCCUUUUCGCCCAAUUUGCACCCAGCCCACCAGGAAUCUUGCCUGAAUAGAGAGCGAUACCCAUAGCUAUGGCUGCUGCUUGCGAAAUUACAGCAGCAGAGUUCUUGCAAGGUGCCUAUAGGCAGAAACUAGUUUUGCCUAGACGUUCUUUAAGGCAGACAAACCGGUUGCUCUGGGGUACGUUGCCAAGAAAAAGUCCAUCAGUGAGAAUUUCUCGUGGAGAAAUUGGAUUAAGGCCAGUCAAGGUCAGAGCAGUGGUGUCGAGAGAUAUAGGCAGUCCAGUAAGCCAGGAGUCGAAGUUGGUAGGGAGGGUUGCUGAAAAAGUUGUCCAUUUUUAUCGCAUUCCAUUGAUUCAGGAAAGUGCAACAGCCGAGCUUCUGAAACUCGUACAGACCAAAGUCUCAAACCAAAUAAUUGGUUUAAAGACUGAGCAGUGUUUCAAUAUUGGGGUCGAUGGAGAUAUUCCCAGUGAGAAGCUUUCAGUACUUAGGUGGCUUUUAGGGGAGACCUAUGAGCCUGAUAAUCUGGGGACUGUAAGUUUUCUCACUGAAGAGGUAAAAGAGUACUCAAAAGCUGUUAUAGUAGAAGUUGGCCCCCGAUUGUCUUUUAGCACUGCAUGGUCUGCCAAUGCUGUCUCAAUUUGCAGAUCCUGUGGUUUGACUGAAAUAAAUAGAUUGGAGCGAUCGAGAAGGUACAUGUUGUACGUCGUCCCUGGAAGUGCAUCAUUAUCUGACAGUCAAAUUGCUGAGUUUGCUGCAUUGGUGCAUGAUAGGAUGACUGAGUGUAUUUAUAAUCAGAAGCUCACAUCUUUUGAAACGAAUGUAGUCCCUGAGGAAGUCCGUUAUAUACCAGUCAUGGAGAAGGGUCGAAAGGCGUUGGAGGAAAUAAAUGAGGAAAUGGGUUUGGCCUUUGAUGAGCAAGAUUUGAAGUAUUACACAAAGCUUUUCGUGGAUGAUAUCCAGCGCAAUCCAACAAAUGUUGAAUUAUUUGAUAUUGCCCAGUCUAACAGUGAACAUAGUCGGCAUUGGUUUUUUACUGGUAAGAUUGUCAUUGAUGGUCAGCCAGUAAAUAGGACUCUCAUGCAAAUUGUUAAAAGCACUUUGCAAGCAAACCCAAAUAAUUCGGUUAUUGGCUUCAAGGAUAACUCCAGUGCGAUCAAGGGGUUUCUUGUGAAUCAAUUGCGACCAAUCCAGCCAGGUUUAACAUGCCCAUUAGACAUGAGUGCUCGUGACCUCGAUAUCCUGUUUACUGCUGAGACCCACAACUUUCCAUGUGCUGUUGCCCCAUACCCUGGGGCUGAGACAGGUGCUGGGGGCAGGAUUAGAGAUACACAUGCAACUGGUAGGGGCUCAUUUGUUGUAGCAUCAACAGCUGGGUACUGUGUAGGAAAUCUGAAUGUUGAAGGUUCAUAUGCUCCAUGGGAGGAUUCGACUUUCACAUAUCCUGCAAACUUGGCUUCUCCCCUUCAGAUUCUUAUUGAUGCUAGCAAUGGUGCAUCAGAUUAUGGCAACAAAUUUGGGGAGCCAUUAAUUCAGGGUUACACAAGGACUUUCGGGAUGAGGCUUCCAAGUGGUGAAAGGAGAGAAUGGUUGAAGCCAAUCAUGUUUAGUGGCGGUAUUGGCCAAAUUGAUCACAACCACAUAGUGAAGGGAGAGCCUGAAAUUGGGAUGCUAGUUGUAAAGAUUGGAGGUCCAGCAUAUCGCAUUGGAAUGGGGGGUGGUGCUGCGUCCAGCAUGGUUAGUGGCCAAAAUGAUGCUGAGCUGGAUUUCAAUGCUGUACAACGUGGAGAUGCAGAGAUGGCACAAAAGUUGUAUCGAGUUGUCCGUGCUUGUGUUGAAAUGGGGGAGAAAAAUCCCAUCAUUAGUAUUCACGAUCAGGGUGCUGGUGGGAACUGUAAUGUUGUCAAGGAAAUAAUAUAUCCAAAAGGUGCUACUAUUGAUAUCAGGGCAGUUGUAGUUGGUGAUUACACAAUGUCAAUUUUGGAAAUAUGGGGAGCAGAAUACCAAGAGCAAGAUGCUAUUUUGGUGAAGCCUGAAAGCCGUGAGGUUUUGCAGUCUAUAUGUGAAAGAGAGAGAGUCUCCAUGGCUGUUAUUGGUAAAAUUAGUGGUGAAGGGCGAAUUGUUCUUGUGGAUAGUUUAGCUAUUGAAAGAUGCAAUUCAAAUGGACUGCCUCCACCACCACCUGCCGUUGAUCUUGAGCUCGAGAAGGUGCUUGGAGACAUGCCUCAGAAAACUUUUGAAUUCCAGCGAAUAAUUAAUGCCAGGGAACCACUUGAUAUUGCUCCUGGGAUAACUGUCAUGGAUUCCCUGAAAAGGGUAUUGAGACUUCCUUCUGUUGCUUCUAAACGAUUUUUGACUACCAAAGUUGAUAGGUGUGUAACAGGUCUUGUGGCACAGCAGCAAACUGUGGGUCCUCUGCAAAUUACACUUUCUGAUGUUGCUGUUAUUGCUCAAAGUUAUACUGAUAUUACAGGAGGUGCAUGCUCAAUUGGGGAGCAGCCGAUAAAAGGACUUUUGGAUCCAAAAGCUAUGGCAAGGCUAGCUGUAGGAGAAGCACUGACUAAUCUUGUGUGGGCUAGGAUCACUUCUCUUUCUGAUGUCAAGGCCAGUGGCAAUUGGAUGUAUGCUGCGAAACUGGAUGGUGAAGGAGCGGCCAUGUAUGAUGCUGCAAUAGCUCUUUCAGAAGCUAUGAUUGAACUCGGUAUUGCUAUUGAUGGGGGAAAGGAUAGUCUUUCCAUGGCCGCCCAUGCAUCUGGAGAAGUUGUCAAGGCUCCGGGAAAUCUAGUAAUCAGUACCUAUGUCACUUGUCCUGAUAUAACUAAAACUGUGACCCCAGAUUUAAAACUUGGUGAUGAUGGUCUUCUCCUUCACAUUGAUUUGGCCAAAGGGAAGCGACGCCUUGGUGGAUCUGCUCUUGCUCAGGUAUUUGAUCAAGUUGGGGACGAGUGCCCUGAUCUUGAUGACGUCUCUUACCUUAAAAGAGUUUUUAAUGCAGUCCAAAAUCUGAUUGAGGAAGAGCUGAUUUCAGCUGGCCAUGAUAUCAGCGAUGGAGGCUUGCUAGUAAGUGUGCUUGAGAUGGCAUUUGCAGGGAACUGUGGCAUCAACUUGAAUAUAACAUCACCCUCGGGUUUUAGUGUUUUCCAGACACUCUUUGCUGAGGAAUUGGGACUUAUCCUUGAGGUAAGAAAGAAGAAUCUAGAUCUGGUGAAGGAAAAGCUUUUGAAUGUUGGAGUAUCUACUGAGGUCAUCGGUGAAGUUACUGCCUCACCUGGUGUUGAACUGAAGAUUGAUGGUAUCACUCACUUGACCGAGGAAACAUCUGUUCUCAGGGAUCUGUGGGAAGAAACCAGCUUCCAGCUGGAAAAAUUCCAAAGGCUAGCGUCUUGUGUGGAACUAGAGAGAAAAGGUCUAAGAAAUCGCCACGAGCCUUCUUGGGUGCUAUCUUUCACUCCAACAUAUACGGACGAGAAAUAUAUGACUGCAACUUCGAAACCAAAGGUUGCAAUCAUUCGCGAGGAAGGCAGCAACGGUGACAGAGAAAUGUCUGGUGCAUUCUAUGCUGCAGGUUUUGAACCUUGGGAUAUCACUAUGUCCGACCUUCUUAAUGGAGCAAUCUCGUUGCAUGAGUUCCGGGGUAUUGCUUUUGUUGGAGGAUUCAGCUAUGCAGAUGUGCUCGACUCUGCAAAAGGCUGGGCAGCUUCAAUAAGGUUCAAUAAGCCUCUCCUAAAACAAUUUCAAGAAUUUUAUGAGCGGCCAGACACUUUCAGUUUAGGGGUUUGCAAUGGCUGCCAGCUUAUGGCUCUUUUGGGGUGGGUUCCGGGCCCUAAUGUUGGAGGUGUGCUCGGGGACAACGGGGAUCCAUCACAGCCAAGGUUCAUACAUAAUGAAUCUGGACGAUUUGAGUGUCGCUUCACAAGUGUGAAAAUAGAAAAGUCACCAGCUCUAAUGUUCAAAGGAAUGGAGGGUAGUACGUUGGGUGUGUGGGCUGCACAUGGCGAGGGAAGAGCAUAUUUUCCUGAUGAUCAUGUUUUGAAUACUAUUCUGAAGUCAGAUUUGGCGCCCGUGAAAUAUUGUGACGAUAAUGGAAAUCCUACAGAAGUCUAUCCUUUCAAUCUUAAUGGUUCUCCAUUGGGUGUUGCAGCCAUAUGCUCUCCAGAUGGGAGGCAUCUUGCAAUGAUGCCUCAUCCAGAGAGAUGCUUCUUGAUGUGGCAGUACCCUUGGUAUCCCAAGAACUGGAAUGUCGAGAAGAAAGGCCCAAGCCCCUGGUUACGAAUGUUCCAAAAUGCUAGGGAGUGGUGUUCAUGAGGAAUUGAAGGCGUGACACAUCCCAACAACUUAAAGGGGACUACUUUUUAUAGGGAUAAGAGUAAUAAUGUGGUGAGACAAGAUUGAAGUUGAUUCAGUGAAAAAUGUGUACUGGUAUGAGUAUUUUCGAAGCAUUAGCUAACGAGGUUUGAGGCAAAGCCAUAAGAGCCGACUAGGGCAUUUCCGGAGAGUGUAGCAUGUAAUAAACUCUUGAGAGAACAUUUUUAUCUUCCAUCAAUUAUUGUGGUGUUGAUUUGUUGUCUUAAUGAAAGUAGUAGUUUCCUUCCAAAAGAAA